AACCUUCGUAUAAAGUUCUCAAGCAUAAAUUAUUCUACGAAGACAAGUGUUUGUCUGUCUGAAAUGGAAAGACUAAUAAAGUACAUAUCUGCUGGAGCAAUUGUCACGUUUCUGGCAGGCGGAUUUUUAGGCAUCUAUAGCCGAUGGCAACACCACUCGUCUGAUAAAAGUUUUAUAAUAUUUGGCGUAAUUGCAGGGAUUUUUCUUAUCCUUGCUUUUGUACUUUAUUUGUUUAACCGACAAGAACUAGCCAACGCCUUUGUCAAUUUUUGGAUUGGUAUAAUAUUUAGUGUUUUAACUUUCACAUCUGUUGCUUAUGAUCAUAUGUUCGUGUCAGCACAAGAUUUGGACGUUGUUGAUAUGUUGUUGAUCGGGAGCACUUGUGUUUAUUCCUGUGGAACAUUGAUUGACAGAAUUCAUAACUAUGGCAAUGUACAGUUCCAUUUGCUCACUGUAAGAGAAUUGCUUUUAUUAAUUGGCUUUGCAUUUGGUAGCAUUGUCUCAGAACACUGUGCAGCUAUGGUGUUGUUAGCUUUAGCUGUUGCUUGCAAUCUGAUCGCAAUACAUUUGAAAUCGGCAUUGUCAUUGGUUAAUGCAGUUAUGACAAGUGUGCUAGUGGCAAUGGAGUUCUUCCCAGCAAUUAAAGUGCAAUAUAAUCCAUUCUGUUUGGCCACAUUUGCAGUUUGGCUAUCAUUUGAAGCAAUCAUCGACAUGUACUUUUCCAAGUACUCUACAGUUGACAGGUGGAAGGGUUUCCUCACCUGCGGAAAAUGGCAUAGAAAAUCCAUAGUUGUUGUCAUAUUUUGUGGAGAGUUUCUUUAUGUCACAUGUGCUGCUCAAGUAACAUUAACGCACCAUCGGGCUGUUGUCAUUGUGCCAAUAUUUAUCGCCUUUUUACUAUUUUGGAUAGCUGGACAUAUAGUGUUCCUUAUAGAUUGUUGGGGUUUUUUAAUCAAACUUGAAGAAUGCUCAGAAAGUCUCAAAGAGGAGUUUGAUACAAAUUCAAUGUUAGAUGUACUUGCUUCCAGAGGUGUUAGACAUUUUUGUCUAAUAUCAAAAUCUAUUAUCCUUAUCACCAUUGCAACAACAGUCUUGCUAGGGAUACCAUCAUGGCAAGUAACAAAUGCCUGGUUUAUAAGUUCAUUUUUGAUUGUCAUGCCAGUUGAAUCAAUGGCAUAUAGUGUGUUAUCUAGCCUAGGAAAUUGUCUUGGAGGAACAGCUAUUGGUUAUGCUAUUGUACUACCAUGUUAUAGCUACAGAAAAGAUGGUUUAGUUAUUGCUCUCCCGGAAGAGGAAUACCAGGGAACUAAUAGGAUUGCUGUUGAAUUAAUUGGUUUGCUGUCCAGAUUCUUCUCUGAACAUAUUGUGCAUAAUUUUGGGACAGAAUUAUGCACAAGUGGCCUAUCAACUCAAUCUUUGGAAUCAAAGUUAGAAUCAUUCUUCAAUCAGCGUGUGCUUCCUGGUCUGCCCUAUGAUACAUUUGUACUAUACUACAGUGGUCCGGUACAUGAUAAUGGUGAUUGGGCAUUGUUAGAGAAUAAUGCAUUUUCUUUAACACAACUUCUUAGCAUAUGGGAAAGGCUUAACAGUGAAACUGGAGCAAGGUUAAUCAUAAUACUUGAUACUGAAAAUUCUUACAAGUGGCUUCCAGAAAUUAAAAAGUCAAAGAUGUUUGUUGGUGCUCAAGUUGGAAUAGCUUUUAAAUCUGAUGAUAUUGAAGCAGCCAUCACUCAGACAGUUGGUGAACUGACCAAACAAUGGGUUAAUUUUAAUUCAUCACAUGAGCACAAUGACAUCUUAGAUCCUAGUACAGAGAGUAGAGUUAGACCAACAUUUGCUGUUUCAAGGAAUUGGUGUGAGUUUAAAUUUCAUGUUCCUACUCAAAAGGAUGUAUCCUUACAUAUAGAGGAAAGUUUUCCAACAAUAGUUCAACCAGUUAUGAGAUUCUGUAACAUGUUCCCACAAAAAGCUGAUUUGUUUUGCUUAUGUGAGGAAUGUGUUGCUAUGGCAAGGAAUUUAAAAAUGAGGUGGUUGCCACCAUUGACACUUGACACUGGUCAUGGAUUUAAACUAAUCAGGACCAUAAAUAAGAUUUAAAUUUGAACAAAUGAAAAGACUUUGCUACAAUUUAGCUUUAGUAAGUUACCUAUCAUCAUUUAGUAAAAGUAGAAAUCUUCCAAGAUAAAAUUGAGAAAAUAAUUUAUUUUAAAAUAUUUUAUUUACUUUCCCCAUAUUU
Molecule: messenger RNA, 2236 nt
Organism: Dendronephthya gigantea
Lineage: Eukaryota; Metazoa; Cnidaria; Anthozoa; Malacalcyonacea; Nephtheidae
Product: transmembrane protein 168-like
Exons: 1
Coding region: 64-2097 (677 amino acids)
Source: RefSeq, a predicted model, not a curated record